GACCAGGGCGGCGGGGCGGGGCCGCGCUCUCUGCCGCGCGGGGCUGUAAUCUGUCGUUAUAUUUAGCGGGCGGCGCCGGGCCGGGCUUCGGGAGGGGCCGCGGGGCUAUAAGUGGCCCGGGGCGCCCACCCUCGAAGCGGGAGCCGGAGCGAGGAGGAGACGGCGCUGGAACCCAUGGACACUUCGUACCCCCGCGAGGACCCCCGGGCCCCCACGGCCCACAAGGCUGACGGCGCCGCCCACACGGCCCUCACCCUGGGGGCGCCCAGACUCACACCUCGAGACCACUUGAUCUGGUCGGUGUUCAGCACGCUCUACCUGAACCUGUGCUGCCUCGGCUUCCUGGCGCUGGCCUACUCCAUCAAGGCCCGGGACCAGAAGGUGGCUGGAGACCUGGAGGCAGCCCGGCGUCUGGGGUCCAAAGCCAAGUGCUACAACAUCCUGGCCAUGAUGUGGGCGCUGGUGCCACCGCUGCUGCUCCUGGCGCUGGUGGUGACAGGCGCGCUACACCUGUCCCGGCUGGCCAAGGACUCCGCUGCCUUCUUUAGCACCAAGUUCGAUGACUCGGACUAUGACUGAUAGGCUGGGCCUUGUCCGCAUCCUGACUACGGACCCUGACCCCAGGACCAAAUCCCAGGGCCCUGCUCCGGGGUCUCUACCCUGACCCCCUGGAACCCUAUCUCCACCAUCCCACCGUGGGCACCUAAUGCUGACCCCAAAGAUCCCUUGUUUGGACCCCAGUGGCCUCAACUCCAGCCCUGAUGGUCCCCACUCCCCUACCUCCUUAUGCCCAGGCUGGACCCUCCCUCCUCAUACCAGACUCAUUCAGGCUUGGUUUCAUAAUUAAAAGCACCUGCUUCCAGAAAGUGCCUCUUGGGCUUUUUGCUGGGGUGGGAGAGGGUUUCUUCCUGAGAGGAACCACCCUGGGGACCACGCAAACUAAAUCCCCCUGGACUAUGCAGCCUGAUGCUAGGAUGACUGGUUCUGUCUGCUGGGCCCUGCCCCGACUGCUGCCCUCACUUGGCACUGGGAGGCUUGUGGCUUCUGGGGUGGGGACGCCUGCGUAUUUUAGAAUGAAGUCCA
Molecule: messenger RNA, 1083 nt
Organism: Lutra lutra (Eurasian river otter)
Lineage: Eukaryota; Metazoa; Chordata; Mammalia; Carnivora; Mustelidae
Gene: IFITM5
Product: interferon induced transmembrane protein 5
Exons: 2
Coding region: 175-579 (134 amino acids)
Biological process (GO): bone mineralization; bone morphogenesis
Cellular component (GO): plasma membrane
Source: RefSeq, a predicted model, not a curated record